GGUAUAAAUGAACUCCCUGCGUGAUACAGAGUCUCUUUUCUCCUUUUAUCGAAGUGACACUGCUGUUCUGGGAGUCCGAGCUACAAAGUAGCUUUGACAAAUAACGAGCAUGGCAGCAGAACAGGCAUUUGUCAGUUUGGCCACAAACGAUAGCUAUGCAAGGGGAGCUAUGGUGCUUGGAAAAUCGCUUAGGAACCACAAGACUUCAAAAAAGCUGGUGGUGCUCAUUGGGCCACAUGUGUCCGAUCAGGCAAGGGCAGUGCUUCAUAAGAUCUUCGAUGAAGUCAGGCUAGUGGAUGUGCUGGACAGUGGGGACAUGGCACACUUGGCCAUGAUGAAGAGACCUGAUCUGGGUGUCACUUUCACCAAGCUGCACUGCUGGACUCUCACGCACUACUCCAAGUGUGUGUUUAUGGACGCAGACACACUGGUGGUAUCAAACAUAGAUGAGCUGUUUGACAGAGAGGAGCUGUCUGCGGCUCCAGACCCCGGCUGGCCUGAUUGUUUUAACUCUGGUGUGUUCGUGUUUCGCCCGUCCAACGAAACCUAUGGCAAACUUCUGCAGUAUUGCACAGAGCACGGCAGCUUUGACGGUCUAUAUGGUGCAAAUGCGAAGGUUGUGCACUUCCUGGGCCAGAUGAAGCCGUGGAGCUACACGUAUAACCCCACGCAGAGGAGAGUGAGAGGAUCGUCUCAGCCCGUUCUCCUGCAGCAGUGGUGGGCUCUGUACAGCGCCGAGGUGCUGCCCAUGCUGAUCCGAGAGUAUGGAGACCAGCCCUUCAACUCCGGCUGUGAGAGCGAGGAGCGUGUUCAGCCGCUCGUGUCCUCAGCGGAGCGCAAGCAGAGGUGGGAGCAGGGCCAGGCCGACUACAUGGGAAUAGACUCUUUCGACAACAUUCAGAAAAAGCUUGACGUUUUCCUGAAAUAA
Sinocyclocheilus grahami is the source of this 928-nucleotide messenger RNA. RefSeq names its product glycogenin-1-like. The coding region runs from base 110 to 928 and encodes 272 amino acids. Gene Ontology annotation, molecular function: glycosyltransferase activity. NCBI's taxonomy places the organism in Eukaryota, Metazoa, Chordata, Actinopteri, Cypriniformes, Cyprinidae. The transcript is spliced from 7 exons. The record is from RefSeq and is a predicted model, not a curated record.